AUGUCGCAGGUCUGGCAUAAUCCGAAUUCCCAGUCGAAUGAGGCGUCUACUCCAACUGAUACCGCCAAUUCGAACGAAAGAACCGAAAAGGAACCGCCCCUCCAGGGAACACAGCCUAGUUCCUUCGUUCAACCACAACAACGCAUUACUCUACCUUCGCUGUCAGCUUUGAACGCUAAGGACGAAGACAGGAGAGAUGGCAAUGGCAAUGGCCAUGGUCAACAACAACAACAACAACAGCCGUUGGGCUCACAUUCUACUCGCAUACUGGGCUAUCCUCCUGCUCAUUCGAAUGUCAUGCCUUCCAAUUCGGCGCUAAAACAACCCCACGACUACCACCCCCGUUCGAACUCGCCCUCCUCGUCUCCUUCUUCAAACGCCGCGGCUAUGGCGGCUGCUGUAGCAGCGGCUGCUCCAGCUCCAGCACCAGCUCCUCUACCUACUACAGGAGGUGCUAGCUUUUCCCUAUCAAGAUUCGACAAUCCUUUGCCGAUGAACACUCUUGGACGUACCGAAGACCGGAAGAGUUAUAACGGUCUGCCAGAGGAAGAAAAAAUAAACCAACAAGUUCAAGAUCAUAAGGAAGUUCCCACUGCGGUACAACCCGCCGACGCGGCCGAAGUCUCAAGUGUUUACACUGACACUAAAGACGAUGUUAAUGUCGAGAACACUAACGAUGAAGAUCCUGACUAUAGACCCUUAAACGUCAAAGAUGCUUUGUCGUACCUCGAACAAGUCAAAUUUCAAUUCAAUUCGCGUCCCGAUAUUUAUAAUCUAUUUUUAGAUAUCAUGAAGGACUUCAAGUCACAAGCAAUUGACACGCCCGGUGUCAUCGAAAGAGUGUCCACUUUGUUUAGGGGCUAUCCGGUUUUGAUUCAAGGAUUCAACACGUUCCUGCCUCAAGGUUAUAGGAUCGAGUGUUCUGCUAACCCGGACGACCCCAUUAGAGUCACCACCCCUAUGGGUACUACGACAGUAAAUAAUAACGUCAGUCCACCCGCAAGAGGCACUCUAGACACGCAGGAGCCCAGCUCUUUUCCGGAAGCCGAUGGAAGCACUAUCCCACAAUCUCACAACGUGCCCAUGGUACCUUCGAAUGUUUACCACUCGGAACAGAGUCAAGAUCAACAACAAUCUCAGCCCCUUUCGAAUAAUCCUCCUGGCUUACCUUCAAUUCAUCAACCCGAAUUACCAAUUCCCCAGGGUCAACCUUUAACUAUUCAAGAAGACGUUAAGAAAAAUGUCGACGUCGAAUUUAGUCAAGCCAUAAGUUACGUCAAUAAGAUUAAAACUAGAUUUGCCGAUCAACCUGAUAUCUAUAAGCAUUUCUUGGAAAUUUUGCAAACAUACCAAAGAGAACAAAAGCCGAUCAAUGAAGUCUAUGCACAAGUUACUCAUCUUUUCCAAAAUGCACCUGAUUUACUUGAAGAUUUCAAGAAAUUUUUACCAGACUCUUCAGCUUCUGCUAAUGAACAGGUACAGCAUGCCCAGCAACAUGCCCAGCAACAACAGGAGGCCCAAAUGCAUGCACAGGCCCAGGCUCAGGCUCAGGCUCAGGCUCAAGCACAAGCACAGGCUCAGGCUCAAGCACAGGCUCAAGCACAGGCUCAAGUGGAAGCAGAACAGCAGCAGCAGCAGCAGCAGCAGCAGCAAUUCUUGUAUCCGGCAUCGAACUAUUAUAGCCAUUCUGCUAAUGGAGGUAUUCCACAACAGAAUUUGCCCCCCAUUGGAAGUUUUUCUCCCCCAACAAACGGUUCCACUGCACACGAAGGUUACCAAGAUCAACAACAUAUGCAACCACCUCAUUUAAUUCCCUUACCUUCGAUGGUUCAGCAGGGUCCAAAUAUGGUGCACCAAGGAAUUGUAAACGAAAACCUACCUCUUUCGGAUUUAAGAACUUCUCUUACCGACCAGUAUGCUCCAUCCAGUUUCCAACAGCAACAGCAACCAAGUACUAGUCCUAUAAUAGAUUCGCAAUAUGGUGAUGUGCCUGUUAGGCCAGAAAUCGAUUUGGAUCCAAGCAUAGUACCUGUGGUUCCUGAACCAACAGAACCUAUCGAAGAUAACAUAUCGCUCAAUGAAGAAGUUACUUUUUUUGAAAAAGCAAAGAGAUAUAUUGGCAAUAAGCACCUAUACACAGAGUUUUUGAAAAUUUUGAAUUUGUACUCUCAAGAUAUACUUGAUCUAGGUGACUUAGUGGAAAAAGUAGAUUUUUAUUUGGGUUCCAACAAGGAACUAUUCUCAUGGUUUAAAAAUUUCGUCGGUUACCAAGAAAAGACCAAAAGUAUCGAAAACGUUGUCCAUGAAAAACAUAGGUUGGACUUAGAUCUAUGUGAAGCAUUCGGUCCAAGCUACAAAAGAUUACCAAAGAGUGAUACUUUCAUGCCAUGUUCAGGCAGAGAUGAUAUGUGUUGGGAAGUAUUAAAUGACGAAUGGGUUGGACACCCAGUAUGGGCUUCUGAAGAUUCUGGGUUUAUUGCCCACCGUAAAAACCAAUACGAAGAAACACUAUUCAAGAUUGAAGAAGAAAGGCACGAAUAUGAUUUUUACAUUGAGUCUAAUUUAAGAACUAUCCAAUGCUUAGAAACAAUCGUAAAUAAAAUUGAGAAUAUGACGGAAAACGAGAAGGCCAAUUUCAAGCUUCCCCCAGGUCUUGGUCAUUCUUCAAUGACUAUUUAUAAAAAAGUGAUAAGAAAAGUUUACGACAAAGAAAGAGGAUUUGAAAUUAUUGACGCUCUACAUGAACAUCCUGCAGUGACAGCUCCAGUCGUUUUGAAGAGACUAAAACAAAAGGACGAAGAAUGGAGAAGAGCUCAACGUGAAUGGAAUAAAGUUUGGAGGGAACUGGAACAAAAGGUUUACUUCAAGUCAUUGGAUCAUUUGGGUUUAACAUUUAAGCAAGCCGAUAAGAAACUAUUAACCACGAAGCAGCUAAUAUCGGAAAUCAGCAGCAUCAAAGUUGAUCAAACAAAUAAAAAGAUUCAUUGGUUGACUCCUAAACCAAAGAGCCAAUUAGAUUUUGAUUUUCCAGAUAAGGAUAUUUUCUAUGAUAUUUUGUAUUUGGCAGACAGUUUCAUAGCACAUACCACAGCUUAUUCGAAUCCUGAUAAAGAAAGGCUGAAAGAUUUGUUAAAUCAUUUUAUAUCUUUGUUUUUUUCUAUUCCUUUAGAAAAAAUCGAAGAAGCAUUGCAAUCUUAUAAACAAAAUUUGUCAGACUCUAGUGGAUCUGACGAUGGAGAUUCUACUACAUCUAGAAAAAGGCCAUAUCAACAGGAAAUGAGUUUACUUGACAUUUUACAUAGAAGCAAAUACCAGAAGCUAAAGCAAUCUAACGACGAAGACGGCAAAGUACCGCAACUUUCGGAGCCACUUGACGAAGAAUCCAAUGCUAUCGAGGAAGAAGAACUCAUCAAUGAAGAAGCCAAAAACCCUUGGUUAACCGGGAAUUUGGUGGAAGAAGCAAACUCUCAAGGCAUUAUCCAAAAUCGGAAUAUCUUUAAUUUGUUUGCCAAUUCGAAUAUUUACAUAUUUUUCCGUCAUUGGACAACCAUUUACGAACGUCUUUUGGAAAUCAAGCAAAUGAAUGAAAAGGUCACUAAGGAAAUCGGUAAAAGAUCAAUGGUCACUUUUGCCAAAGAUUUGGAUCUGCUUUCCAGCCAACUUUCUGAAAUGGGAUUGGAUUUCAUUGGUGAGGACGCGUACAAGCAAGUACUGAAACUGAGUAGGAGGCUAAUUAACGGUGACCUUGAACAUCAGUGGUUUGAAGAGGGUUUACGUCAAGCUUACAAUAAUAAGGCUUUCAAACUCUAUACCAUUGAUAAAGUCACCCAAUUGUUGGUAAAGCAUGCUCACACCUUAAUGACUGAUGCUAAAACUGCAGAAAUAAUGGCUCUAUUUGUCAAAGAUAGAAACUCUUCCACAACAAGUGCCAAGGAUCAAAUUAUUUACCGUUUGCAGGCACGUUCAUAUAUGUCCAAUACAGAGAAUAUGUUUAGGAUGGAGUUUGAUAAAAGAAAUUUGCAUGUUUCCGUUCAAUAUAUUGCCCUUGAUGAUUUAACCCUAAAGGAACCUAGAGCGGAUGAAGAUAAAUGGAAGUACUACGUAACAUCGUAUGCUUUACCACAUCCAACGGAAGGUAUCUCUCACGAGAAGCUCAAGAUACCAUUUUUGGAAAGACUUAUUGAAUAUGGGCAAGACACUGAUGGGAGGGAAGUUGACGAAAAAUUCUCUCCAGAAGGUAUCUCUGUAUCGACGCUGAAAAUCAAGAUUCAGCCUGUGACCUAUAAGCUGCAUAUUGAAAAUGGGUCUUAUGACGUUUUUACUCGUAAGGCAGCUAACAAAUAUCCGACCAUUGCUAAUGAUGACAUUCACAAAGAAACGGUCGUAAAAAAGACAGGGUUGGUAUCAAAGUUUUUGGAUAACGCAAUACGUUUAAGGAAUGAUUUAAAUGAGACUAGGAAAUUAACUAUGCAAGAAAAAUUGGACAGCCUAAAAGGCUCCACGGCAAAGGUGGACGUUGAUAAUAAAAUAAUAGUAACCAAAAACGAAAAAGCUAUAGAGGCAAAGGAAGAACAGCCAGAGAAUUUUCCAACUCCCGAUACACAUGUAUUACCUUCUUCCAUCGCAAAUGUGCCACAAGAUGAUAAUACAGUAGUGACCGGAGGCACGGGUCCUUCCGAUAAAGAGAUAAAAUAA
Saccharomyces eubayanus is the source of this 4695-nucleotide messenger RNA. It is a transcript of the gene SIN3, whose product is annotated as transcriptional regulator SIN3. The coding region runs from base 1 to 4695 and encodes 1564 amino acids. The transcript has a single exon. The record is from RefSeq and is a predicted model, not a curated record. Gene Ontology annotation, cellular component: chromatin; Sin3-type complex. NCBI's taxonomy places the organism in Eukaryota, Fungi, Ascomycota, Saccharomycetes, Saccharomycetales, Saccharomycetaceae. Gene Ontology annotation, molecular function: transcription corepressor activity. Gene Ontology annotation, biological process: negative regulation of transcription by RNA polymerase II.